Paramuricea clavata is the source of this 2938-nucleotide messenger RNA. The record is from the annotation of a GenBank genome assembly. Lineage: Eukaryota; Metazoa; Cnidaria; Anthozoa; Malacalcyonacea; Plexauridae.
AUGGCUUCAACUCCUUCAAGUAUUUAUGCUGAGGAAAAGCAAAGUGAGUCAAGUAAGUAACGACAAUUAACGAUUAUUGAAAGUGCUGAAUAUUUGUAAUUGUGCUAUUUAUUUAAAAUGGGUUUUAAAUUAAUGGUUUUAUAUGCUCCUGUAUAUUAAUAUUUUAAUAAAAGAAUAGACGAAUAGUUCCAUGAUUUACGUAUAUUUAUUAUAUAAUGAAUAUUGAAUAGUACACAAUUUAUGAUCAUGUUUAUCAAUAUUAAUGAAUGAAUAUUCAAUAACUCAUUAAUUCAAGUCUUAUAAAUGAAUAAUGACAGCCUUGUGAUUCAAGUUUGUGUUGGACUGUAUUUAUUACUCUUUCAUAUUAAUAAUAAUGAUAUGCCAUAUGACACUAUAUUACAAUUGCCAGGCGAACACUUGCAAAAUAUUAACAUACAAUAUUAUUAUUGCGAAGUUUUACAGUGUAUAAUUAAACUAUUGUUAUGAAGUUGUGGCACUGGCAACAUUUCUUUUAAUAUACUGCUUUUAUAGUUUGUGUCUCUUGUGAGAAUGAAUAUUCAGGAAGUCAUUGUUGUUAUUCCUGCACAAAACCCUGCCACAGCUUCGAGCCGUGUAGCAUUCCAGGGCCAGAGGAGGGUUAUGGGGCUAUGGUACUGUGUUCCAAAUGCCAAGGUAUUUAUUGUAAAUCAGUUUUUUACAUAGUAUUACAUCAGUUUAAUUACUGUUGCUGAUUGGCCCAAUUGUAAUUGUCAAAAAAUAUUCAUUUCAAUUAAGGUGAAAAAACAGCUACGAAAAGGCAAACUGGUAUUGCAAAUUUUUUCCAAAAAGUUGAAUCAAACCCCAAGAGAUCUCUGUCACCUUCAUUAGCACCUGGUGUAACUGGGAAAAAGUUACGAACAAAACUUGAUUUGCAGCCACCAUCGAAGUUGCCUUGUGUUUGUAUGACUUGUUUCAAGUACGUUAUUUGAUCAAAGUUUCAAAAAUCAUCCUCUAAGAUAGUAUUAACUCUUUUCUGCUCACAACUCGAUUAACAUAUCAGACCAUAUCAUUCUGUAAUAUUUACAGAAUAAGUGAUGUGUCUGAGUGAAUGAGUGAUGCUUUCACAGAAGGGAUGCCAAUUUUAGAAACAAUUUUAAAAAUGUCUAUACAAUUAUUGACAAAGGGAUUUGGUAGCAACCCACAAUUGUUGUUUAUAUACAAUUAGAUGAAACAGGAUUUUUAUAUGAAUUGUGAAUUCAAAGUACAUUUUUAGUACAACUCUUUAACCCUUUUAGUGGCAUUGUGCAUUGCAUUCAUAUGACAGUUUUUUAAUCUGUAUAAUGUCAGACGAUUUUACUUUUGCAAGAAAAUUGCUUGCACCAAUGAUUUAAAGAAAUAUCACAUCAAUAAAUGUUAGGGUUUUGUAUAAUCAGAUGUAAAAAUUUGAAUAUAUUGAUUUUCCAAAAAAAAUCAGAACUGCAAACAACUGCCUGCAGCUUUGUUUCCAUGAACCUUUCAAUUCCCUCAAGUCUACCUCAACUUGCUUUCAUGUUUUUAGCAAUAUUAAACCAAACUUCUUUUUCAGUGCUGAUAAAUCCAUGUCCCCUUAUAACUAUUAUCUUUGUCGAAGUGAUAAGCAAACAAAAGAAAGGCAUCUUUCAAAAGCACAUAGUGGGAUAAAAACACAUCUUGUCCAAUUUGUUGAUGCUACUGCUCCACUUGCUUCAGAAGCCUUAAAUGCUUACAAAAGUAUUUGCCUGAAAAAAUUGGAAAUCACAAAGGAAACAAUUAAUUCCAGUCAAAGUGAAGAUGGUCUUUUGUCACCAACUCAUCAAAGCUUAGACAAAACAUUGUCAAUUGGCCAUAGUAACCUAGAAGAAAAGAUGGAUGUGGUAGUUUCUAUGUUGAAAGAUUUAUCCACCAAAAUCUGAUAUGUCAAUUCUGGUUAAUGAACUCACCACAGAUAAAUAUAUGCAAAGCAGCAUUUUUUGUGUGGACUGGAGUAAGAUAGAGAAUAUAAUCCAAUUGACUGAAAAAAUCAAGAGUGUCAGAUUCUUUGCCGGUGCCGAAAGUUUCCAGAAAGGAUGUGUCAGGUGUCAACUGUGUUUUGAAUACCUUUCCUCACGAGACAACCAUUUGAAAAGACACGAUCCGAUUAGAAUUGAAGAUAUAUAUAUAUAUAUAUAUAUAUAUAUAUAGUAGUUGGUUUUGUAUUAUUGUUUAAUGGUACGUAUGUAUUUUAUUGUAGAUCAUUUUAUGUCGACGAGGUAGUAUCUAAAAUGAUCGGCGUGGAAAUGAGCAUUGCCACAGAUAUUGCACUUGCCCUUGGCAGUACUGAGUCAAUUGUCGAAUCAUUAUACUCAGUAAUGAAAAGUCAAAGCAUGGAAGGUGGCCAGAGCAACAGCACUUUAGCUUUGAGGUAUACUGUAUUCGCCAUAUUUUUUUCAAAUUGUAUAUUUACUAUUGCGAUCGUUGUCUAAAAUCCUUUACCACUGCAAAAUGUAUACAUUCAACCUUUUCCGUUCAAAUCUUUUGAAAUUAGCCAUUAAUUAGGCUCUUUGUCAAAUUAAACAUUGAACGGUUAUUUCGAGUGCGAACUAUAAGCAGUUGCAACUGCUCUUAGUAUAAGGUUUAAAGAUGUAUGUAAUUUUCAUCUCCAUACCACUCCUCAACAUUUAGUUCCAUCUAGUCAAAUAUCCAAUUUUUGUCAAAUUAGUAUAAUGUUCUUAUUGCCAAAUUUAGAACAAAAAUUGAUUGGUUAAUGCCAACCGUAAUUAAAGCUGAUAAACUUGUAACUGGAAUUGCACAACUAUAUCAUGAUGGCGACAAAAGUCACAAUCUACCCAAGCAUCGCUGGCCAAUCUUGAGCUACAGAGCUACCUAUGGCCCGGGAAAAGAUUUGAGUAAAGUCAUGACUAAGAAGACCACCGAAGGAGUUCGCUUACCGUUUCUUCUGUAA